AUGACGGAUGGCGGAUCCGUCGGAUCAACGGCUAGCGAUUGCGGUUUCUGGUGUCUGGUUACCAGUCGCCGGUUCGCGGAGGCUGUUUCGUCGCUGGCGAAGCCGAGAGACGUGGUGCUGCGGCCCAAGGAGGAGCAGGAUAUGGUGGGGUUCGGAUGGCGGGAGAUUCUGGGCUUGAAACAGAAGUCAUCGGGGAAUGAUGAGCUUGCUGCUGAGACGCAUCAGGUCUAUUACGUCACCAACCGGGUGUGCGAGAGGGAGGACGAGAAGAUGGGCAAGGUGUACGGCAAGCACAUGGACAGUGGCUUGCAUGUGGGCGUGGUGGAUGUGGACUGUCCUAAUGGCAAGCCUCAGGUGAAAGCAGAGGGGCAGCUUGUAACGAGUAUGGACUCGGAGGCAUUCAAGCAGCGGCUGCGAGAGCAAGUGGCUCGCGAUGAGAACAAGGCAGUGCUUGUCUAUGUGCAUGGCUGCUUCACUGAUUUCAGCCGGGGCAUGGGCUAUGGAGCAUUUAUGCAGCGAGGCCUUGAUUUCAACGGGCCCAUGGUGGUGUACAGCUGGCCCACCGUGGGGCGGCCGUCCGUGUCGGUGGGGCUGGGGGUGAUCAGCCUGUACCGCCAGGACGAGAUCACCUGCAUGCAGGCCGCCCCUGACCUCAGGGAGCCGUCCGUGUCGGUGGGGCUGGGGGUGAUCGGCCUGUACCGCCAGGAUGAGGUCACCUGCAUGCAGGCUGCUCCCGACCUCAGGGACCUGCUCCAAAUGCUCUCAACCGAAGUGGGAGCAAAAGCCGUGCAUGUGAUGGCAUACAGCAUGGGUGCACGCACGCUCCUCGAGGCUCUCCGCCUCUCCUCGCUCUUCCAUGCCUCCACCGGCGUCACCUCCCACAUCUACUUCAUGGCCCCUGACGUCGCUACCUUCUCCUCUGUUAUUCAGAAGUUCAGUCAAGUUCCCCGCUCCCCUGUUUCUUCUGUUCCCCCAAUCCCACAGGACCUGCUCCAAAUGCUCUCAACCGAAGUAGGAGCCAAGGCCGUCCACGUGAUGGCGUACAGCAUGGGCGCGCGGACUCUCCUCGAGGCCCUGCGCCUCUCAUCAGCCUCCCCGCCGCACCUGGACCCCUUCCAUGCCUCCACCGGCGUCACCUCCCACGUCUACUUCAUGGCCCCUGACGUCUCUGCCCAAUCGUUUUCCUCUGUCAUUCGGAGGUUCAAGUUCCCCGGAAUCAAGUGGGAAGGGGAGACGGAGGGAAACGAGAGGCUUUCCGGGAUCGCAUGGAAAGGGGAGGAGGAGGAAAGUGAGAGGCAUGCUGGGGGUGCAGUGGAAACAGGGGCAGAGGAGGGGGGAACGGGUUCUGGGGCUUUGGAUGCCAGCCCCCUUUUGACCCUUCUCCAGCAAGCCCAGCAAGUGAAGGCGUCACCUGUCGUCUUGCCAUUGCCAGCGGUGCCAUCGUCGCCUUCCUCGCCUCAGUCUCCCUCAUCAUCCCACUCUUCAUAUUCCCCCUCUUCCCCACCUUCCUCAGCAGCACCUUCUCACGCACCUUCCUCCGCAGCAUCCUCUGCACCUUCCUCCGCACCUUCCUCAGCAGCACCUUCUGCCGCACCUUCCUCCGCACCUUCCUAUAGACCUUCCUCCACGUAUGACUUAGACGCACGCAGUCAUGAUUCCAUGAUAGAGAGGAUCGCAGACGUGUGGAACGUGGCUGGGGAAAGCACGUCAGGCUGGGUAACGCUACGGCAGGCUUGGCAGGAGGUUCGGGAAAAGGGGCUGAUGGAGGUUUGGAACGAGAUAUUCCACCCGCCGGGCCUUGCCGAACCUGGUGGCCAUGCGUCUGCCGAGGCUGUGUCGAGUCUUGUCGGCGGCGGGCCUGAGAGGUUUGGAGGUGCAUCCGAGCCUGUUUUCCGAACCAGAGAGGCAGGAGGCAACGAGGCUGAGCACAAGUCCGGAAGUAGCAGGACUGGCAGUGCUUCUAACGCAUUUGAUGGGCCUAGAAAGCAUUCUCUUAACGGUUUACAGAUGUCCGAAGCAGUUCAGGAAGCAGCAGCGAGAACGGGAGGAGCGUGUCCUGAUAGCUCGUGUGCUUUUAACGAAGGGGAGUGUGAGACGGGGAGAUCUCCGGCAGUGCGGGAGAACGCGCACAUACACCUGUUCACGGCUCGCAAUGACAUUGCUCUGCUGCUCUCCGAAUUUAUGGACGCCGGUAUUCCCAAGGUGCGUGCAGGCAGGGGAUCUGAUGACUUCCUGUUGUGCUGCGGGCACAAGGCAUUCGACACGGUGGAUGUGAGUCUCCUGAACAGCGGGCUGCUCAGCACGGGCCACUUCUACCUCUUCCACCACAUCGUGCGCCGCGACAUGCGCCGCCAGAUGCUGGGACUCGCAGGGGGCGGGGGUGGGAUUGACUCGUCACCACUCACCUGGGCAUGUCCAUAA
This is a messenger RNA of Closterium sp. Naga37s-1, 2421 nucleotides long. Lineage: Eukaryota; Viridiplantae; Streptophyta; Zygnematophyceae; Desmidiales; Closteriaceae. The record is from the annotation of a GenBank genome assembly.